AUGGAAUUCCUUCGCCAAUACCUGGUGGGCCGGAAAGCGUCGUUGGAUGUGCGGACGUUGCUCCUUUUUGGCUUGCAGGUAGCCUCUGCCCUGGAAUACCUCCACGGCCAACAAUUCGUUCAUCGAGACCUGGUGAAACUUUCUGAUUUUGGUCUUUCUCGAGCAUUGGAUUACGAUGCCGUUUAUACAGCCUCUCGCGGCAAAUUGCCAAUCAAAUGGAUGGCCCCGGAAUCGAUCAAUUUCCGUGAAUUCUCGAUGGCGAGUGAUGUAUGGAUGUUUGGUGUAUGCUGUUGGGAAAUUAUGUCAUGGGGACAGAAACCAUGGACUACCGUAUCUAAUGCUGAUGUUAUUGGCGAGAUUGAGGCCGGGAAACGACCACCAUGCCCAGAAGCUUGUCCACCAGCGCUUUAUGGUUAUCUGGAGAAGCAUAUCUGGGCUCAACAACCCCCGAAAAGACCGUUGAUGAAUGAGGUCAGCCAAAUUCUGCGCGACGUCUUGGAGCAGUUGAAACGGCGUGUCCAUCCUGAACAGAUUCGCGUCGUUCGCCCGAUUCAGAAUAUCCCAACUGCCCCUCUUGGUGACGAUGAUGAAAAUCUAAACCGUGUCCUGCGCUCCCUCGCCCUCGAUGAAGAAACCCCAAAUGGAAAUAUACCACCUAUUCAUAAUGUGAGCGCCAGCCAACUGAACUGUGUCCGAAGGGCCGCGGAGUCGAUUGCAGAGAAUGUAGGAAAACUGGAGAAUACGUAUAGUCAGCAGAUGAAACAUGAGGAUUUUGUGCAUGGCAUAAAGGAGAUCACCACCAGAAUGCGAAUCAAGUCGUCGGCGCGCAAGCUGUUCUUCGUGCGCCACGGCGAGCGCAUCGACAAUGUUGAUGCGGGGUGGAGGGCGACGGCCGAGAGAUGGGAUGACCCCUAUUUGAGCCAGCGAGGCCACAAGCAAGCGAGCGAAGUCGGUGCCCACCUCGGACGGCUCGACGACCGAAUUGACCACGUCUUCACCUCGCCGUUUACGCGCUGUAUUCAGACGAUGAAUGGUCUCCUCAGCGGCCUCGACAACAUCCCCGAAAUCCACGUCGAGCCCGGGAUGGGCGAAUCGUUGAAUGCUUGUGCUGACCCCCCAGGAAGGCCAGCCAUCGGUGAAAUCGAGAAGAUGUGCCCGUUCCGCGUGGAUACUGAGCAUGGCGGAGAUGAGGGAUGCGCCGAUCGGGUCGGCGCCACCGUACGGGCAAUUUUGAGGCGAUACCCAAAGGGAAAUCUUCUGUUCGUCUCUCACGGUUCUCCUGUGGCCAGCGUCCAUCAAGCAUUUAUCGGCCAGUGGAACUACGUGGGCCAGUGUACGGUGGGAGAGGUGAUCGAGACGGACGGCCAUUUCGAGGUGGUCCGCUGGGGAGAUUCGGGCCAUUUAUCAGAUCGCACCAAUCUCCGGGAUGUUCAGAGCCGUGACAAGCGUGAUCAGCCCCGGGCGAAGCCGCUUUUUGAGAGCCGCCAAAUCCCGCAGCCCGUC
Molecule: messenger RNA, 1503 nt
Organism: Mesorhabditis spiculigera
Lineage: Eukaryota; Metazoa; Nematoda; Chromadorea; Rhabditida; Rhabditidae
Source: the annotation of a GenBank genome assembly